This is a messenger RNA of Purpureocillium lilacinum, 531 nucleotides long. RefSeq lists its product as uncharacterized. The record is from RefSeq and is a predicted model, not a curated record. Lineage: Eukaryota; Fungi; Ascomycota; Sordariomycetes; Hypocreales; Ophiocordycipitaceae.
AUGACGUCGCUGUCGACCACAACCACCACCGUCGCGCCGGCGACGGCCUCGCCCACCGCGUCAUGCCACAACCUCUACGACCCGCCGACGGACGACGCCUCGUGCGCGAUGCCCUUCUCCGACAACAACGUCAACCUGAUGAAGAGCUGCUGCAAGGGCGCGCAGGUGGUGAGCUACUACAACAAGUGCGGGCUGUACUGCCUCGCGCAGGGCCAGAGCAUCGGCGACCUCACCGACUGCUUGUAUAAGGCUAAGGCGCCCUGGAACAGCGUCUUCUGCCGCGGCAACACGACGGCCACGGCCACCGAGACGGGCGCCGGCAAUAUCGACGCCACGGCUUCGGCGUCGGUCGUCGCCGGCGCGUCGACGACCGGGUCCGCGACGGAUAGCGGCAGCGCUGGCAGCGCGAGCCCGACCAAGUCCGAUUCCGCGGCGCCCGCUCUGCGGCCGCAGGGCGGUGUCAGCCUGAGCGGUGUUGUCGUCGGGGCGACGCUCUUCUCGGCCGUUGUCCUGGGCGCCUUUCAGAUUUGA